AUGCUGCUUGGAACGAUAUUUACCGCGUAGAAUAUCUGAUAGAGAUGCCUCAGCUUACGUGCAGUGGCAGAUGGGGAUCGAGAACUGUUGAGCGAGUUUCGGAGAUGAUGCGCACGAACAGUUCUUCGAAAUGUAAGCUCUGGUUGCUAAUCUUCGCCGCAGCAAAAUUAGUCAGAAUAAGUAGGGAACGCGUGUGGACCAUCUGCGGGCGUCGUCCGCAUCCGCCUUCUGCUGUCUCCUCAUCGUCCGAGUCUCCCCGGAAGUCCCAGUUCGACUGAGUCUCCUGUCCCUCUUAUAUCAGCCAAGCCUGCCCGCCCCUUUCCCUCUCUUCUCUCCUUCAUCCCAUCCUCCUUACCUCCCGCUGCCCCUGUCCGUUAUGCGUUCCAACUGGAGGGCUAUUACCCUCCUCAUUCCCGCUCUUGCCGUUGCAUUCGUUAGUGCUGCGCCCCGAUCUACCAAUGACGCAGCCUUGGCACUUGCCGAACACUCUUCGAAUCAGGUUCUAGUAUCGCGGGAUGAUCAUGCUCACGGACACGGACAUAACCAUCAUGCUCAGCCACUCGUCGAACUUAACGAAACCGAAGUCCUAAUGCACCACGCACCCACUCCACCGUCGUACUGGACGAUUGACUUUGUCGAGCAUGAUCCUUCCCAGGGCCGCUAUCCAGGUCUGAUGGGACUGCACAUACUAUUCAUGGGGCUCGCAUUCUUUGGUGCCUUGCCAAUAGGUAUCGCACUGCGCUCUGUGAAACAUGCCUGGCAUGGGUUUGCGGUGAUACUGUACUGGACGUUCGUUGUGCUGGGUCUAGCGUCAAGUGCGCUCUACAACAAACUCACACCCAACAUGUAUGAAGGAAACAAGCACGCUCUGCAAGGAUAUCUUGUCCUCUUCCUGGCCUCUCUUGUCUCUCUUUUCGACAUAAUUGCUCUCGUCGGUCGUUCAAUCUCUUACAUACGUGCUGUGCGUUCCGGCCAGGAACACUUUUCUUUUAAAUCGUGUUGGAACACUAUCGUGCUUGAUCGAGAAGACCGUGCCGCUGGCAACGCUGCGGAGUAUCUCAAUCUGGUGCAUGAAGAUCCAGAGGAGUUUGAUGCCGCUGAGCUGAAAUCGAGGGAAAUUGAAGGUGCGGCCGAGCAGGCAGAACCUCUCCAUAUCCGUCGUGCACAUUUCGUUGAACCCAUCGACACCUCCGCCUCUGCCGUUGACGAACAUCAUGAGACCGCACAGUGGGCCAACAACGUCUUUCCUCAGUCAGCCACUUCGGAACGUACCUUGUUUGGACCUCGCUCACCAAGAGGGUCACUUCACUCCGACGAGACGUUGCAGGACAACUCGUACUGGAAGAGUGUCCCCAAGGCGCCUUUGCUCAGGCGCAUCGGUCGUGGCACGUUUGCUACCACAGAACGCGUACUCGUGUUCGCCGGUCUCAUGCAAGUGCUUACUGGUAUCGUAGACUACACUGGCGGCUGCCGCGGUAAAUGGGUCAAUGGCUGUCUCGCUCACCUGAUCAAGGGUGCUAUUUUCUGGUGUUAUGGUCUUGUGACUUUUGCUCGUUUCCUCGGAACGUUCGCUGAGUUGGGUUGGGCAUGGAACCGUGCUCCUACCCGUCAAUACCCUUCCGCCGAGUUCGUCGAAUGUUUGGUCAUCUUCCUAUAUGGUAUUUCCAACACCUGGAUGGAACGAUUCGGCGCUCAUGCCGGCGAUCCCUAUACCACCAAGCAAGUUCAACAUAUCUCCAUUGCUGUCAUGUUCUGGUUUGCCGGUUUGAUCGGCAUGGGCAUUGAGUCGAAAACAUUCCGUCGCUGGCUCGCAUCCGGUGCCACCGCCGCUUUGCCCGCAUCUGUACGCAACUCAGAAGCAGUCGCUGAGCCACCAACGUAUAUCGCCAGCUUCAACCCAUUCCCUGCAUUGUGUAUUGGUAUCACCGGCGCAGCCAUGAGUGCUCAUUUCCAAACAUACCUCUUUCAAGUUCAGAUACACACGCUUUGGGGCAUUCUUCUGAGCGCAUUCGCCAUUCUCCGAUGCCUGACUUAUUUCUUCCUCUGGCUCGGCCCUCCACGAUCGAUCCUUCCCUCACGUCCUCCAACCGAAGCUCUUGCAUCGUUCUUCCUCGCCUGUGGUGGUUUGGUGUUUAUGUUUUCCACAGAGGAGGUGACGAUAGCGGCGAUGAGACAAGGUCAUGAUGACAUGAUGAUGUUCUUGAACGUCGCUGUUGCUAUGACUUGUCUGGCAUUCUGUUGGACGUUGGGGAUUGUCGCUUUCAAGGGAUGGUUGAAGAGUCAUACACAUGCUGCCGUCAAGUUCCACAGUUCCACUUGAACGGAAGUCGUCGAAGCAUAAUCCACAUUUCUAUCUAGAGCUCUUAUCCUCGUCAUGCUUCGACGCAGAGUUUCCCAAUCCACGCAUCCCGCUACCAGCAUGUGUCCAAUGAAUGAAUGAACCUUCUUCUUUUGGGUGAACGGUUUUCUAUGCAUUUCUCCUAUUCAUCAUUCGACAACGCGCAACCUCGCAUCGUCCGUAAUCUAAAAGCCUCGCUUUCCCAUUCCCAGUUUGCCCGUUGUUACUAUAUCCCCUUUCCUCAUCACUCUAUUGCUUAUCCCUGCUGUUGUUGUUGUCUUGUUACCCACCAACUAUUGUUCACUUUAUAUUGUAUUGCUAGUAACAACAACUUUUCCAGUGUUGUCACUUUUUACUUCUACCUAUCCGCCUAAUUUCGGAUAUCCUUUUUUCAUUCUUCCUCUAGGGUAUGUGCGUCCCCCCUUUCCUCUCCCCUUUUCUCCUGAUGACUUCCCCUGUCACCUUAUUUCGGUGGACAUGACAUGUUUACGCCCACGUCCUUUGCUUCACGCUUCACAGAUCGUCUUUUGUCGAUCCUAUGACCCCAUUUCCAUGAUUGUCCUCCGUGAUGCUUGUGUAGGAAAUGAACUUUGUACGAAGCAUCCGUUAGUGCCAAAGUCCUUACCGAAUAAAAGUAUUAUCAUAUCUUCGAACGUUCAAGC
Molecule: messenger RNA, 3000 nt
Organism: Somion occarium
Lineage: Eukaryota; Fungi; Basidiomycota; Agaricomycetes; Polyporales; Cerrenaceae
Source: the annotation of a GenBank genome assembly